GAUCUUUGACCAAGAGGGGCAUUUCUCCCAGAGAACAACAUACCCAGGACAGGCUAGCAAUGGCAAAGACUUUGGUUGGACUCUGGACCAAUGGAGAUUGCACAGAAGUUAACAUAGAGGAGCCUGAGCCGGGAAAGCUGAGCGGCUGGUACAAGAUAGCAGUGGGCACACCAAGAGAAGCCUCAGUGCCCAUGACAGGACUUGUCAAUCACACCAAGACAGGCUGUCCUAGCUUCAGCUUCUGUGUAUCCAUGGGCGAAAUCGGAGGAGACACUUGCAAUGCAGUCGUUGGGCAAUAUUUCAACCACGAUGGGGAGGAAGUCCUCAAAACCAUAUGGCUCAUGCGUGCUGCUGUGGAUGACCACAGCAACAACUGGGGAGCCACAAGGGUUGGAGAGAACACAUUCAAGAGAAAAAUAGAAUGAAAAGGAGAGCAAAGAGCUGAUAAACAAUUCUUAACCUAGCGCUUCUUUUGUCCAUAGCAUUAACCUGUGAAAGAAAUCAAAGCUUUUUCUGUCUGUAAUUUACUUAAUGUAACACAAGUAGCACAUUGAUAUACAGUAGUUGCUCCAAAUAUGACCAAUACAUCCCAAACAGGGCUGGUGGGGCUGCACUCUCAAUGCAACAUGCAUAGCUGCCUGAUGCAUGCUGGGAAUACUGAGUGUCAUAGUGAAUGUUGUCAGACAUGACAGAGGACCAUUCCUUCCAUGUGAGGGGAAAAGCAAAGGGCACGAGGGCUUGUGGAAAAUUUGACCUUUUUCUCGCUCGACUGUAACAGGAAACAUUUUGUCAGCUUUGGGGCAACAGCACAAAUAACUCAGGUUAUCUUUCAAACUCUUUUCUUUGUUUUGAUUUAGCUCACUUUAACUUGUUUUUAGUGAAAAAAAUUGUUAAUGCAAGGAAGGAACAUAAACAAAAAUUAAAAUAAAUCAUAUCCACCACUUAUUAGUUAGUUCUGUUGUCUGUAGUUCAUGUUGGUGUUUUUCUUUUCCAUUUCAAAUCAUCUCAGAAAUACUCACUUAAAGUUAUUACAUAUGUCAUUAUUUUGUUAUUCCUCUUGAUUCAGGCCAUGGGCUCUGUGGAAGUGAUUUGAGACUAUGUGUGAAUGGCACUAUAUCAAUUAAUAAAAUUGAACUGAACUGAAUUGAAA
Molecule: messenger RNA, 1150 nt
Organism: Clupea harengus (Atlantic herring)
Lineage: Eukaryota; Metazoa; Chordata; Actinopteri; Clupeiformes; Clupeidae
Product: avidin-related protein 3-like
Exons: 5
Coding region: 60-425 (121 amino acids)
Source: RefSeq, a predicted model, not a curated record